Molecule: messenger RNA, 1676 nt
Organism: Cynoglossus semilaevis (tongue sole)
Lineage: Eukaryota; Metazoa; Chordata; Actinopteri; Pleuronectiformes; Cynoglossidae
Product: hexokinase-2-like
Exons: 11
Coding region: 102-1562 (486 amino acids)
Biological process (GO): glycolytic process; carbohydrate phosphorylation; intracellular glucose homeostasis
Cellular component (GO): cytosol; mitochondrion
Molecular function (GO): fructokinase activity; ATP binding; glucokinase activity
Source: RefSeq, a predicted model, not a curated record
CACACGCUCACACACACUCAUUAAGGAAGUGUCUCCUGUCAGAGAGAGCAGCUGGAGCAGCAGUCAGCCGCACGGACGGAGAAACGGUCAACGGCGCCAGCAUGAACGGAAACUCGGCAACGCUGCACACGGACGGAAUCCCUGAGGACACCCUCAAGAAGGUGCAGCCCGUCCUGCAGCCUCUCCGUCUCUCCCUGGACAAACUGAGGGACGUUUCCUCUCGUCUCCACAAAGGCCUGGUCCAAGGUCUAGGGAAACACUCUCACCACAGAGCUGCAGUCAAGAUGCUGCCGACGUUCGUCAGAGCGACACCUGAUGGAACAGAGAAAGGUGACUUCCUGGCCUUGGACCUGGGGGGGACAAACUUCCGUGUUCUUCACGUGCGGGUGCUGCAGGCGGAGCAGAAGGUGGUGAAGAUGGACAGUCAGAUCUGUGUGGUCCCCAAAGACAUGAUGACGGGAGCAGGAGAACAGCUGUUUGACCACAUCGCUUCAUGUCUCGGUGACUUCAUCGCGUCUCAGGAGCUCAAGGGACAAACUCUUCCUCUCGGUUUUACUUUCUCUUUUCCUUGUGAACAGAAGGAGAUCGACAAGAGCAUCCUGAUCCGCUGGACCAAAGGCUUUAACUGUCCAGGUGUGGAGGGAAGAGACGUGGUGACGCUGCUGAGAGACGCUGUUCGCAGGAGAGGGGACUAUGACAUUGGUUCUGUUGCCAUGGUGAACGACACAGUGGGGACAAUGAUGAGCUGUGGAUACAAAGACCAGAGCUGUGAGAUCGGCAUGAUUAUUGGUACAGGAACAAACGCUUGUUACAUGGAAGAGAUGAAGAACGUAAAGCGUGUGGAGGGAGAAGAUGGACGUAUGUGCAUCAACACUGAGUGGGGGGGGUUUGGAGACGAUGGUUCUCUGAGAGACAUUCAGACUGAGUUUGACCAGAUGGUGGACAAGACCUCCAUCAACCCUGGAGUCCACAUCUUCGAGAAGAUGAUCAGUGGCAUGUAUCUGGGAGAAAUAGUUCGUCUGCUGCUGCUCCGUCUGUCAGAGGAGAAGUUACUCUUUAAAGGACAGAAGUCUGAGGUUCUUCAAACCCCAGAGAUCUUUCAGACCAAGUUCAUCUCUGAAAUUGAAGAGGAGGACACUGGUCUGGACAACGCCCGGCGCAUCCUGACCCAGUUGGACCUGCAGUGGGAUGAAGCGGACGUCCGUGUGGUGCGUUUGGUUUGUGACACCGUGUCUUCUCGAUCCGCUCGUCUCUGUGCUGCCGCUCUGGCAACGAUCGCCAACAAGAUGCGCCUGAACCGUGGUCUGGAUCGUCUGCAGACCACCGUGGGGGUGGACGGCACCGUGUACAGGAAACACCCAAAUUUCAGUGAGGAACUGCAGCUGACCGUGCGUCUCCUGGCUCCUGAAUGCAGCAUCACCUUCCUGGUGUCUGAGGACGGCAGUGGGAAGGGCGCUGCCAUGGUAACGGCUGUGGCUCAGCGGUUGGCUCUCCAGUCCCGGCUGUUAGAUGACAGUGAGGAGGACGAGGAGGAGGAGGAAGAGGACGAGGAGACAUCCUGAGUGGACAAGAUAAUCUAAACGUUUUACUACAGUUUCCCCACAGGUGGCGUACUAGUUACACAUCCUUGUUAAAAUAACUAACCUGCUGAAUUAAAAAGUUAAACAAUGAAACUA